Molecule: messenger RNA, 3243 nt
Organism: Brachypodium distachyon (stiff brome)
Lineage: Eukaryota; Viridiplantae; Streptophyta; Magnoliopsida; Poales; Poaceae
Product: cyclin-T1-4
Exons: 5
Coding region: 1412-2827 (471 amino acids)
Biological process (GO): positive regulation of DNA-templated transcription, elongation; regulation of transcription by RNA polymerase II
Cellular component (GO): nucleus; cyclin/CDK positive transcription elongation factor complex
Molecular function (GO): cyclin-dependent protein serine/threonine kinase activator activity
Source: RefSeq, a predicted model, not a curated record
CAAUGACUGGUUAUAGUUCCUUUAAUUUUAUCUUUUAAGGGCAGCUUCUAACUUUGCAUAACUCCUAGAUGCUUUUUUGAGUCUAUGAAAUUUAUCUUUCCUUCAUAUUUCAGUUUGACCAAAAUAAAAAUUGUUUGUAUCUCCAUGGUUGGUCAGCUUGGUCACCGUUCUUUGACUUCUUUCCAUUUGGAGGCCGUAAUAUCAGUAACACUCACUCCAGCUCACAGAACCAAUUAGUUUCGGGUUAUGUCUUAUGUGCCAUCAGGCAUCAUGAAGAUUACUUAUCAGUAGUAUUUUGAAAAUUUAGAUUCAACAUAUGAAAAUGGUAGUUUAAUUUGUGCCUAGAGGCUAGAAGUACUUGCAUAAUGUUACUCCCUCCGAUCCAUAAAAAGUGUCACCCAUUUUGUACUGAGUGGGCGACACUUUUUAUGGAUCGGAGGGAGUACGAUUUUAUUAUGCUUACAAAUAUAUUCUGUUAGCAACUAGUUGUCUGGGUAGCGAACUGAAGUGACUUCUUUUUUCUUUGAACUCGGAGUGGUUAUAGUUGUGGAUGAAGUGACACACAUUAUACCUUGACAGUGUGGUUUUGGGCAUUUUUAGUCUAGAAGAGUCUGAGACCUUGUUACUUCACCAAAUAGCAAUGCACAAGUGGCCAUCCUAUUUGAUCGCCUAUGUGGUUCAGGGAGGGAGAAACCUGUGAACUGAAAUUCCUUUUUUUUGUCACGGCCACAUAAAGUUAUAUUUUCCGAUUGCACUGUUUGAUCAUCUUAUACUACAGUCAUGAUAUGACGUUGUAGUAAAAAAAUUCAAGAUUUUUGCACCAUCCAAACCAUUAUCUUGCGCUGCAGCGAGUUUAUGUGCAAGGAUUUAGCCAAGAUAUAUGAUUAAUAAUAGUGCAUAUUAAAAAUUGUAAAGAAGUAUAAUACAUACAUCCAAGAAAUGUAUUGUACUUUUUAUAAUUUUUAAUAUACUAUAUUAAUAAAUACAAGAUAUUACAAAAUACUCCCUCUGAUCCUAAAUUCUUGUAAACCACGACAAGAAUUUAGGAUUGGUAUUUGAACUAAAACCACAACAAGAAUUUAGGAUUGGAGGGAGUAUUUACUAGCAUAUACCCUUUUGCACAUGUAGAUAUUAAAUAAAAGGAUGUAUAAUUAAAAGGUGUAUACUUCACUGAAUUUGUUUCAUGCAAUUCACUUUGGAGUAUCUUCUAAUAAUUAAUGAAGUAUUUACAAAGUGAUAAAGGGGUAUAAUAAGGCUGUUUAGGUCGUAUGAUAGAGGUUGGAGUGCUCACAGCCUUGCGGAGGAGGAAUUAGGAGCGAAUUUGGUUUCUCGUGUUCUGCACCCGAAGUGCUAAUGGUGCAAUUUUUCUCUUGGAUGUCUUCACAGAAUCUUGACAAUUGCUACUGUUUGCAUGUUCUUGGCUGGAAAAGUCGAAGAAACACCUAGGCCUUUGAAGGAUGUCAUCCUGGUUUCUUACGAGCUUAUUCAUAAAAAGGAUCCUGCUGCUGGUCAGAAAAUCAAGCAGAGGGAAGUAUAUGAUCGGCAAAAAGAACUUAUUUUACUUGGGGAACGAGUUGUGCUUGCAACACUUGGUUUUGACCUUAAUGUUCACCAUCCAUACAAGCCCUUGGUUGCAGCAACAAAAAAAUACAAGAUUUCUGAUAAGGGUUUUUUUCAGAUUGCAUGGAAUUUUGUCAAUGAUGGGCUGUUUACUUCACUUUGCCUGCAAUUCAAGCCUCAUCAUAUUGCAGCAGGUGCUCUCUUUUUGGCUGGUAAGUUUCUCAAAGUGAAGUUUCUUCCAGAUGACAGUGAGAAGACAUGGUAUCGGGAAUUCGAUGUGACACCAAGACAACUGGAAGAGAUUAGCAAUCAACUGUUAGAACUGUAUGAGCAAAAACGUGCAGUACAGUCACAACCUUCACAUGGAAAUGAAGCCGAAAAGAGCUCCGCUUGUGUGCCCAAUCAACGAGCCUGCAUAAAAGCUCAAGACAACUCUGAGGAACCACAUGUUCUUGGGAAUCAUCAAGCAUCCAAACAGUCAGACACUAAUCAUUCUACCUCAACAAUUGUUCCAAUUCACAAUGGUGCUGAGCAUUCAAAUAGAGACAAGCAAAUUGUUAGCCAGAAAAUUCUUCAAAUUGAGAAGGGUGACCAUGGCAGCGACAAAACAAGCAGUCUUAGUGGAGUUAAAGUUAAUACCGGUAUAGAUGAUGGUUUACAUCAUGACACAAAGUCCUUGCCAGGAAGCUCCAUUUCCAUCGAUAAAUCUGAUAUUCCAACAGAAGAACAAAAAUCUCUUGCGUCGCAUGGUAGUUUCAGUGAAACCAGAGACGGCAAUCUCAUUAACAGUGGUGGUCCCAGUGUAUCAUCCUCCAUGAUGGAUGCGAUGAAUAAAAUUGACAAGGAGAAGGUCAAGGCAGCUUUGGAGAAGCAAAGAAAAUUGAAAGGUGAUGUUGCUAUGCAUGCAGAUGUGAUGGAUGAUGAUGACCUACUUGAGAGUGAGCUUGAACAUGGUGUGGAAUUGGCUGUUGAGGAUGAGAAGAUCGAGAAGGAGAAGAGUCAUGGUCACCUGCAUCAAAAGGAUGACCAAAAUACUGAUGCUGCUGCAGAAAAUAGGGACCAUAUCGAGAAGAAUGUUCCAGACACUGCUAAAGAAGCUGAGGUUACGGUUGAUGUCACAGAACAGCGUUCUCCAACCAAGAGAAGUGACAGUUUGGAGCCUAAGUCCCAGCAGCCUCAUGAUGCACCACAGCACAGCGAGGGCCAUGAUGAUGCUCAGCUUGUUGUAACAGAUGAAGAGCAUAAAAUGCCUCGACCUGAAGGUUGAUGGGCCAUGAUUGGUGGACUAGAUGCAGUUGACAUGUUACUGGAACAUAUGCAUCUUUUCUUAUGCAUGAGGGUGCUGAGCUAUGGACUGUUCGCGUUACAUCCAGGUAUUCAAGUUUCUUCUACCCAGAUGUAUUUGCAACCCUGAGACUGAAUGCAAUGGAAAGUUGUUCUGGGCCUGUGUAUCUGAACCGGGAGCACUUUUUUGGCGAAUCUACUGAUGGCAAUAACAUUCCGAAUUUAUGUACUGUAGCAGGGCUCCUAAUUCUAUUAGCCUAGAUUCUUGACAUGCAAUGUUUCAGACUGUUAGGUUGACCUGAUAAACCUCAGAAUUGUACAUGUUUUCGACCUUCUUUGAAUGUCAAGUCAUUGUUUCACAAUUUUUAAAAGCUGGUACUAUUUCUGUUGGAACUGAUA